GCAGCCAUGCAGCAGCGCGCCGCGUGGGACGAGGAGGGCGAGCUGCGGGAGCUGAACUGCCGCCUGCGCGACUAUGUGCUCCGCGUGCGGGCCCUGGAGCAGGAGAACCGCUGCUUGGCGCAGGAGCUGGAGGCGCUGCGCGGGCAGGAGCUGCGCGCCGGCCGCCUGCGGCAGCACGAGGAGGAGGUGGCCGAGCUGCGGCUGGCGGUGGCCGAGCUGAGCCGGGCCCGCGGCGAGGCCGAGCUGGAGCGGGACGCGCUGCUCCGCGAGCGGGCGCGUUUGGAGACGCUGGGCGCGCAGCUGCUGGAGCUGCGCCGCCGCCGCCUGGAGCCCGAGGCCGACGAGCUGCGCCGCCAGCUGGAGCGCCUGGCCGCCGACUGCGCCGCGCUGGAGGCGCUGCUGGAGGGCCUGGCCGCCGAGCGGGGGCGCCUGCAGGAGGGAAGGCGGCGGCGCCCCGCCAGGCUGCCCGCCUCGUUGCCGUCGCCGCCGCCGCCGCAGCCUGCCGUGCGGCCGGGGAGCCUGAGCCGCCGCGAGCUGGAGGAGAGCUGCGCGCUGGUGCUGAGCUGGAGCUGCGAGCACAGCCUGGAGCGCUACGAGGCCGAGCUGCGGGCGCUGCAGGAGCUGGAAGAGCGCCUGGGCAAGGAGGACGCCCAGCGGCUGCGCGCCCAGAACCAGCAGAGCCGGCGCCAACUCGAGGAGCUGCAGCGCCGCUGCGCCGAACUGGCCGCGCUGGCUGAGCGCCUGGAGCAGGAGCGGCGGGCGCAGGCAGAGCGCCACGGCGCAGACUUCACCGAAUACCAGAUGGUCAUUGACGCUCUGGAAGAAGAAAAGCAGUUCCUAACCAUGUCUAUUGCGGAGUACUUAAAGGACUACCACGAACUCUUGCAAGUGAAAGCAAGCCUUAGCCUUGAAAUUGCAACUUACAGAGCUUUGUUAGAAGGUGAGAGCAGCCAGUGGAUUCUUAUGUGGGAAGAAGAACAUGGAAGAAAAGUACCCCAAGGUGUCCGAAACAUGCUUCAUGAGUAUAGCAGUCGCUACUCAGCUUAUCGACAAGAGAAAGGAAAGAGAGCUUUCCCAGCCAUCCAGAAUGUUGACACAAGAUAUAAAACGCCGAUCGCAAACAUGAGCAGCUCUGCGGUUUAUUCAUCUCAAACAAAACCCAGCAGAAUCCAGCCAGCUGCUGCUGUGAAAACAUUCAGGAAAGAUGCCGUCUGGUUAGAAUCCCGCCCUUCAGCAGCUAUUACAAAAGAUAAAACUCAUCAGAGAACUCUGACAGACCAAAGGCAGGUCCGAACUUUUACUCCAGCUUCUGUUAUUAGCAGAGAGAGUGGAGUUUGGCGAAGAACAUUGCCUGAAACAAAGAAAGCAGACAGUGUGAUCACAGCAUCUUUCCCCAAAGAAUCAGCAGAAGUAAAAAAAGAUACAACAAUCCCCAAUAGUUUUGAGAAGGUAAGACCCGAAGUAGUGGGGGUGUCUACUUCAUCUUACAGCUUAAAUUCCAUUUCUGCAGAAAAUAAAUAUGAGCGAACCCAAGAAGGAACUGAUGGUCAAUCAAAUAGACAAAUCGAGGAAGUUAAGCCAAUGAAAGAGGAGAAGCCAUUUUGGUUACAAGAAAGAGAUGAAAAGGAAAGACCAGCCAGGGAAGUGACUGAUUCUGUCCAGGCAAAGAUGGAAAAGAAAUCGACUGGUGUUGAAACAAUGGUUAACUUUCAAAAGAAGGUGGAAAUUAAGCCUGGGACGGAGGAGAAAAGGCAUACCAUGAAAGAAUUGAGCAUCAGCGAUAGUAGAAAGGAAGCCAAAGUUGUAAAAGAUGAAACUCCCAAGAAUGGAAAAUAUGUAAAAUGGGAAGAACACGUUAGGGUUGAUACAUCCGGAAAAGAUUUGCCUUCCAGUAUAACAAAGGAUAAAAGUAGUGUGUUCCAACAGGACACAACAGUGACAACACAAAGCAGAGAAGCUGUUGAGAUACCCAUCCUUUCUGAAGAGCAUAAUCAAGGCCGGCUGUUUAAAAACAACAGCACAGAAAUAAAAUUACGAGACCAGAAACCUUUGACAGGUAAACCAAAAGAUGAAGCCACCCUUAAGUUCUCCAGAAAUAUUCCAGAGAGGGAAUCAAACCAAGACAGAGUACAUGAAGAAGAAAUCCCUAAAAUGGAUACCUUACUGACUGAAAGCAUAGCAGAAAAUAUUGUUUCUGACAUUCUUAAAGGUUUUGUGCAGAAAUCUUCUGAUUCAGGACUUCCCACUGAUACCAAAUUCACCUUCUCUGGAAAGAAAUCUGAGGAUGGGAGAGCGAGGACUGAGGUCACCAUACAGUCUACGGUUCAGCAAGACCUGAGCAGUUCGGAUGAGUUUGAUCUGGGCCAUUUCUCAAAGAAAGAUGUUGAAGAGGUGGGAAGUGCUAAAGGAGCUUUAUCUGAAGCUGUAUUAGAAGAUAUUGUAAAUGCUAGCUUGACGGGAAGGGACGGCCAAGGGAAAAGAACUGUUCGAGUUGAGAUAGUUGAGGAGCCACUAGAAUGUGCUGCUGAUGAAAGAACAGAAUUCCCAACACCCUUUGAAGUGGAAGAGGUGGAAGAUACAUUGCCCUGUAUGACAGGACAUCUGUAUUAUGGGGAAGAAGAGAAGGCUACGACGAGCGCUGCUGCGGAUCUUAAGCAACAGCAACCCAGUGUGAUUGUGUCUCAUGUAGAAGAAGUCUCUGAGGGAGAUGAUGUCGUGGAUGAAGAAAAAUAUUUUGUAUCGACUCCAGAAGAACACCCCUGGACUCAUGAGAAAGAUGACGGCUCCGUAUACGGACAGAUCCAUAUUGAAGAGGAAUCCACUAUUAAGUAUUCAUGGCAAGACGAAUUUCUUCAGGGAGCUCAGCAAAGGGCAGAUGAAGGCAUGGGUUCACCAGAACUUAUUUACCAAGUGAUGGGUGAAGAGGAAAGUGCCUUUGUUUCCAAGGAAGAGCCACAAGCUGAGCGGGUAGCCCAUGUCGAAUCCAUUGUUAUUGAGAGAGAGAUUAAAAUACCACAUGAAUUUCAGGCAUCAAUAAAGAGCCUGUUUUCUGAGGAAUCAAAAGACCCUAAACACCAGCUGAAAGAAGCGUUGGAAACACUUGAAGACAGCCUUCCAGAAAGCGUCAAGCAGGAACUCUCAGUGCUAACCGAAGAUGGCCAUGCUGAUUCAAGCAGUUUGGAAGUUGAUAUUAAAAAAGUGGAGCAGACCAAGAAAGGGGGUUUGGUAACUAUAGUUGCAGAAGUCAGUCUGUCUGAGACACUAGACUCAGACCAGUUUAGCACCAGGGAUUUUGGUGGAGGCCUUGCUGUUGAGUCACCAACACAAAUCUCAACUGCAUAUAAUUUUGAUGAACGCAGGAAGGAAGGGUUAGAAAGCUACAGAGAUGGUAGAAGUCAAGCUGGAAUCAUAGAAGUUUCUUCCACGCCAUGGACUACCGAAGCAGUUUCUAGCUUGACUAAAUUAAGCAGCAGCGAUGGCGUGAAAUACCACACUAGCGAACAAGUUGUCAGAGAAGGCCCGGUUUUCAAAAGUUUGGAACUUGGCAACAAAAGCGAUCCCUCUCGCAUGCAAGGGUCAUUCGAUAUCAACAGAUCUGUACGGCAGAUUGUAGUCGGCCCGACAGAAAUUCGCAGAACCGAGCAAGUCCUGCACGAAGGUCCCAUUUCAGAAACUCUGGAGUUUGGUACAGGUGACUUUGAGGUAGGAGCAACAGCAAGCAUCAGCCAAUCCGUGCGAGGAUUCACACGUGGUCCUGAAGAAAUUCAGACGACAGAAGAAAUAAUGUACAGAGGGCCUGUCUAUGGAACAGUGGAAGGGAGUGAUCCUGAAAGCCCUACUCAGGCACAGUUUUUUACUGAUAGCAGGUCCAGUAAGCACAUUAGGUUGGGUUCAAAGCAAAUUGUUGAAGAAAUAACUUUUGAGAAGCCAGCUUCUGACUUGUCACCAGACGGUAACAGUGGGAUGCUUUCUCAAACGAGAGGGACAGCAGAAUCCAGCCGAUCAAUCAGGCAUAUUCAAAUAGAUCCAAAAGAGGCACAUACUCAACAAGUUGUUUAUGAAGGUCCUUUUUCUGGUAACACCAUUUUAGUUGAUGAGCCGGUGAGGCACAUUAAAGUAAGACAGAAAGAAACUCCAGUCACUGAGCAAGCCAUGCAUGAAGAAUCUUCUACAAUGACUGGAUCAAGUCAUGAUCCAGACUGGCUUUUCAAAGAAGGAAGUCUGGAUACUAAUACAACCGUCAGACACAUUAAGGCAGCUCCCAAAGAAUCAGUGGCAAUGGAGCAAAUUGUUUUCAAAGGGCCCAUUUCCGAACAACACUUGGAGUUCAGUGGAUCUGGACAAACAUUCUCUUCUGAAGGGUCUGUCAGUCACGUUACAUCGGGGCGGAAGGAAAUGUGGAGUAGCGAACGUGCUUCAUACCAAGGUUCUGUUUCCGAAUCUUCUGGUAUCAGUUCUGCUGGGGAGGAUGCUUUAGAAACGGAAGGGCCCAGCGAGAUCAGUCGCUCCAUCAGACACAUCAGACUCGGCCCUGCUGAAACUCACACAGAACAGUUCAUAUUCCAAGGCCCUAUUUCUGAUAAAGCGCCAAAGGUUGGUGUAGUGGAGCUUUCUCCAACAGAUGGGCCCCCAGAAAGCCACUCUCUUGGGCACAUAAAGAUAGGACCUAAGGAAACAUCCUUUACUUUUCAGAUGGAUGUCACUAACGUAGCAGGAGGGGGGCAAGGAGCAAAAAUUCUGCUAUUGGAUACGAAAGAUGCCAGUCCAGCAGAGGACACAGCCAAGGGGAGUGAAAGAGACGCUGAAAGUGAACAGAGACCAGAGAAGUCUGCAUUCAACCAAACUGUUCAGCUGCAAAGGAUGGUAGACCACAGAUCUGUGGCUUCUGAUGAGAAGAAAAUUGCUCUUCUGUAUCUGAAUGAAAAUGAAGACGAGGAAGAGGAAGAUGGACCUUGGUUCUGAAAAUAAGAUUUUUAUUAAAUGUUUACUUAGGGUGUUUGAUCAUAUAGCUGAAUUUUUUAAAAAGUGGGAAUCCUUCCUAAUGUAUCAGUUAGUGGUGAAAGGUUUGGAAUGUAUUUUCUUACACAAUGUACUAAUAUAUUUUCACAGGGUCCCUCAAAUGCUUACUUUCCAAGCUAUGGUAUUGAUUGCAUUUGACUAAUGUUGCAAAGUAUGAAAACCUGUCCUUUAAAAAAAAAAGUUGCUCCACUUUCUCAGAUUAUAUUUCAGAACACCUUUUAAAAAUCAAUUGCAUUUCAGGUUCAAAAUAGCAAGCUUAAGGAACCAGGGAUGACGCUACAGGCAUGGUUCAAAAUCCAUUCAUUCUACAGUAAUCCAUUUUUAAGUCCAUUGGGAUAGAUUUGGAAUGAAAGAGUUAUGAGUUCCAGCUCAAGCUGUGCAGAGACAGGCUGAUUGGUUUUCAGAUGGAACAGGGUAUACUCUUAGGAUAGGCUUUAUACCGGAAGUGUAGCCUGCUCUGUUUGUGACUCUCCCGGGCAUCAGGUAGAGGGUUUUUUUUCCCCCAAAAUUACCAUCAACCUGCUCCUUUUAACUGGAGAUCUUGGGAACCAAACCUGGGACUUUCUGCCGCUGAGCCACAGUUCCUUGUUGUUGGACAAAACCUGCUAUAAACUAAAUAUAUAUAGCAGAAAUAAGCUUCAGCUAGUGUUGCUAAAUAACCCAGCAACCCUGGCGGUCUCUCUCGUCAGCAAACAUACCUUUCAGAAAGAAAUGACCAAAUGAAUGAGAGGAGCGCAAAGGCCGGUUAUAAAUUGAGGGGGAAGGAACUUUAUUUUAUCAUGUGUGCACUCGAUUUCUAGCUUCUUCACCAGUAUUGCAGUGAACAUAUUGUAGUAAUAACAAUCCCAGUUUGAUUAGGAUAUAGGGUCACCACCUUUAUACUAGUUAGCAUUGCUGUUUCACCCUUAGCCACAGCCUGACAAAAUAAUUGGGUGUCAGCAGAAAAGCCUGAUGUGCUCAACUCUGUUUCUUUGUACAAGUGGAGUGAGCAUGCAGGGUGGGGGGAGUUUCCAUCUGGUAAAUUUGGAUGUCAGGUUGCUGCUGAAGUCAUGGGGGCAGGGCCAGUAAAAAGGGGGCUUUCCACUUUGAAGUGUAUCUCACCAAGCACUGUUUCUGCACCGCUUCCAUUCAAUACCAUAAGGCUGUGUGGUAUAGCGCCAUUUAGCAGAUCCACCAUGAAUCAUGUGUUAAGAGCAUUUUUUGAAUCUGGCUCCCACAAGGCAAUGCAGUUUCAGUAAGGGGUGUUAGAGCAUUUUUUAAAAAGACAUGCAAUUAAACCUAUGCAGCUGCAGUGGAUGCUAGCCAGCAAAUAACAAGCAAUUAGACAAAGGUGCACUUGAAGUGUGAAUUAUUUUUAUUUGUAUUUCUGAUCACAUUGAGAUGUGCUUACAAAAUGUUAAGCUUGCUUUUAUAAUUUGUGGUAGUGGGGGAAGAAAAAAAGCCAAACACAAGAUUGGAGUAUAAACCAAGGUGAUGCUGGCUGCUGAGCCAGGCCAAGAUUCCAUGUUGUUCAGCCUCUAUUUCCAAGAACCCUCUGAAAUACAUUCAGACCAGCAGGGCCAUUGUUCCUUCUUGGUUUCCAGAGUCCAGCAUUCAGAGCUUUUGAUGUGCCAAGGAAGCAGGCCAUGCAACCAUCAGAAGGUGCCUUAUGCAGCAUCAGGACCAGUGUACCAUAAUGGUUAGAGUGUCAAACUGGACUCUGGAAACCCCCGGUUUGCAUCCCUACUGCCAUGGAAGCUUGCUGGGUGAUCUUGGGCCAGUCACACACACACAGUCUAACCUACCUCAAAGGAUCGUUGUGAUGAUAAAAUGGAGGAGGGGAGAACAUACUCCACUUUGGCUCCCAAUUGGGUAGGGUAUGGAAAAAAAACUAGAGGACAGUGGUUCGUCCGAUCCACUGUUCUCUGCUUUGAUUGGCAGUGGCUUUCCAAGGUCUUAGGUCGUCUUCUCAUCUUGCUGUCUGAGAUCCCUUAAAAAUAGGUGGCAGGAAUUGAACCCAGGAACCCCCAUGCAUGCAGUCUAAGUUCUCUGCUACUGAGCUAUAGUUCCUUCUAGCAAGAGCAUAUAUGGGACACAGGUGGUAAGUUUUUCAUUGGGAUGUUUCAAGCUGGACACGCAGCUGUGGAUUUAAGCUUCUGAUUUUAGGCAGAUUUCACUAUAGAGGAGGGUUUUUUUUACACCUGUAACAAAGUAUAUUUUCAUAUAAUAACCCUAUCAGCAUGAGCGGGUGCUUAUUUUUAUAUAUAUAUAUAUAUCUAGAAACAAUACAACUGACUAUGGUCUAAGAGGCCACACAUAGAUUAAAAAUUCUAUAUUAGUGUAUGUGAUAAUGUGCGCUCAGUUUAACAGUUAUGUUCUCAGCUGCUUGAAGCUAGAAAGAUUAAUACUGUCCUGAGCGAAGAAUAGGAAGAAAUGAAUCAAAUUCUUUUCAUUUAUGGAAGAGGAAUGCUAUAGAGUUUGGGGGGAAAUGUUUUAUUCUAUAUUUAUACUGAGCUUCGCUCAGAAGUUGGAGCACUUUUUUCUCUUUAAUGCUGCAAUCUUAGGCACACGUUGGAAGGAAAUUCCAUUUCAAGCAGAGGGUUUCUUCCAAGUGCACUUAAUACACUUUAUAAUAAUGCAGGCCCCAAUUCGGUUAAGUCAUAAUGGGAAUUGGAGCUAACUUGUUCUAUUUUUUUUAUUUGUACUUGAGUCACAACUAACUAUUAGCUGAGUUGUGGGAUGUGGUCUUGAAAGUCGGUUUUCUGGGAAAUUUAUUAGAGUUCUGUGUGAAAAUAGCAACCCUUUGUAGACUACAGAUUGUUAGAGUAUGUGAUUUCAGAGGCAGCAGAUAGGUUGAAAUGGGGUGGGUUAUUGUCAGGUAAGACUUAACUGGGCAUUUUUGCUCUGGUUGGUUAACAAUGCAGUGUGUGUUUCCUGUAAUGGUUUAUUAUGAAUUUGUGCUUUUUUUCCCUGUCAAGUAUUAAACAUUGACAAUUA
Molecule: messenger RNA, 7995 nt
Organism: Heteronotia binoei (common prickly gecko)
Lineage: Eukaryota; Metazoa; Chordata; Lepidosauria; Squamata; Gekkonidae
Gene: SYNM
Product: synemin
Exons: 4
Coding region: 7-4962 (1651 amino acids)
Biological process (GO): fast-twitch skeletal muscle fiber contraction; intermediate filament cytoskeleton organization
Cellular component (GO): intermediate filament; sarcolemma; costamere
Molecular function (GO): structural constituent of cytoskeleton; vinculin binding; structural constituent of muscle
Source: RefSeq, a predicted model, not a curated record